Phyllostomus discolor (pale spear-nosed bat) is the source of this 1055-nucleotide messenger RNA. RefSeq names its product isocitrate dehydrogenase [NAD] subunit beta, mitochondrial-like. The record is from RefSeq and is a predicted model, not a curated record. Bases 387 to 731 code for a protein of 114 amino acids. The transcript has a single exon. Gene Ontology annotation, biological process: tricarboxylic acid cycle; isocitrate metabolic process. Gene Ontology annotation, cellular component: mitochondrion. NCBI's taxonomy places the organism in Eukaryota, Metazoa, Chordata, Mammalia, Chiroptera, Phyllostomidae.
GGAUUGGUAGUCCCUGAAGAAAAUGAUUCCCUGGUUAAUACAUUUGGGAAGUUCUUGACCACAUCUGGAGAUGUAUAGUAAUAAAGUCUUGAAUACCUUUUCAAUAUUCCAUGUAACAGUUUGGAAAUCAUUGUGUUAUUUAUCUGAUAUGGUGAAAAUUCUCAUGUCCCUCUUUUUUUUAAUGUGAAUUUUUCUUACUUUAAUUUCAUUAUCUGACAGAAAGGCAAAAACAAUUCAGAUUCGGGUUCCAUCAGGCAAUAUUAGGAAGUGUUGUGUUCAAAGGUCAUGACUGCCACAAGGCCAACAUUGUGAAACUUGGGGUUGGGUUGCUCCCACAGUGCUGUGAGGACAUUGCUGAACUAUAUCCCCAACCCGAGUUUGAGACAAUGAUCGUAAACAACUGCUGCAUACAGCUGGUGCAGACUCCUUACCAGUUUGAUGUGCUGGUGCUGCCCUAUCUCUACGGGAACAUUAUUGACAAUCUGGCUGCUGGCCUGGUUGAGGGAGCUGGUGUGGCACCUGAGGAGAGCUGCAGUGUAGAGUAUGCCAUUUUUGAGAUGGUUGCCCAGGAUCCAUUCACCCAGGCAGUGGGCAGGAAUAUAGGCAAACUCACAGCCAUACUGCUCUCAGUUUCCAAAAUGCUACGACACCUGAAUCUAGAAUAUCACUCCAGCAUGACUGCAGGUGCAGUGAAGAAGGUCAUCAAAGUUGACAAGAUGCAGCGGACCUGAGACAUGGCCGGCUAGAGCACCACAACGGACUUCAUCAAGUCUGUCAUUGGCCACCAGCACCCAUAAUGGGCCUAGAGCCCUUUACUCCCUCCAACCUUGUGAGGACCACACUACCUACCCUUCCCUUCUGGACAGAGGACCAGAGAAGAGCCCUUAAACUUAUAGACCAUAACCACCUUCUAGGCAAAGCAUAGGUUCGAACUCCUGACAUGGGUGGCUAGGCCACCUGCUGAGACUUACUUUACUGAGGCUGUCAUUGAUGUCCGGUCCCACCUACAUCCACAUAAAGGUGUCCAAUAAAACUUGUACAUCAAGAAAAAAAAA